UUUGAUUUCAACAGUAGAAGAAAGUAACCCAGUAAAUAAGUUCAAGAUAGCAUUAUGUCUUUGGCUUCGAAUCUGCAGAAUAUAUUGGGACAGCUCCAGAUCAAGGACAAUGAUCGUGCCAAAUAUACAUCAGAUGCAGUGGCAAUUUGCAAUGUUGCUGAUCCAAACUUCCGUGAUGACUUUAAUGGACUCAACCUAGCUGGCAGCUACUUAGAUCGCGUGAAACUGAAGACCCCCGACGAAUUUGAUAUGCAAAUGAAAUUAAAGUUUCCAUUUCAAGUUACACCCAAAAAAGACGAUCAACGCGCAGGCUUUGUCUAUUUGGCAGCCCCGGGUGGUAACAGACAUCCGGCAGUCGAAAAUGGCUACGUUAACAGAAUAUCAUUGCAAAAUUGGCUGCGUAAUGCAUUUCGGAAGGUAUUCAGUUCGUAUAGCAGGUUUAUCGUAAAUGGCGAAGCCUACAAUCUUGAGUAUCUGCUAGAAGGAUAUGGAUGUGCCCACACCAUAGUCGCUAAAAAUAAAGAUAGAGAAAUAGCAUUCGAUUUUGUUCCAGUUGUCGAGUUCUCCUAUUCGGACUGGCCAUUACCGGCCCCAUCUGUGUCUCGUGAAGUGCGAGAGUAAUGGCCCUGGUUUGCCGUACCACAACAAUAGGCACCUGCUUCGGAUAUCACGUUCAUGGUCUGCGCACCACACUGGGAGCGCGAAAUGAUGAAGGGCAAGGAUAAUUUGAAGAACGUGUUGCGCCUGAUGAAGGCUAUGCGUGAUGCUCACAAAGAUGUUAUGCCCAAGUUGUCCAGCUAUAUGCUCAAGACCGUUAUUCUUCUAGAGCUGGAGAGGGCAACAAGUAGAUUCUGCCAACAAGAUCUGGUCACAAUCUACAUUGCCAUGUGGACCAAAUUGGUGGAGUAUUUACGGAACGAGGAACUUCCAUUUUUCUUGGCAAACGAUUGCAAUCACUUUGAUCGUUUGAAAUAUGCCGAUAAUUUGGCAAAAUGCAAGCGAGUCGCUGGAAUUCUAUUGCAGAAGCUCAAUUCAUUGAGCAAUUAUUCCAGCUACAACGAUGUAGCUAAACUUUUUCUUUAAUUGACAAUUGUACUUAAAGUGCAUUGCAAUCCAAAUAAAACUCUUAUAUCCAAAUA
Messenger RNA from Drosophila montana, 1139 nucleotides. Its product is annotated as cyclic GMP-AMP synthase-like protein. Lineage: Eukaryota; Metazoa; Arthropoda; Insecta; Diptera; Drosophilidae. The record is from RefSeq and is a predicted model, not a curated record.